This is a messenger RNA of Pichia kudriavzevii, 1539 nucleotides long. RefSeq lists its product as uncharacterized. Gene Ontology annotation, cellular component: 90S preribosome; nucleolus; small-subunit processome. The record is from RefSeq and is a predicted model, not a curated record. Gene Ontology annotation, molecular function: protein binding. NCBI's taxonomy places the organism in Eukaryota, Fungi, Ascomycota, Pichiomycetes, Pichiales, Pichiaceae. Gene Ontology annotation, biological process: maturation of SSU-rRNA from tricistronic rRNA transcript (SSU-rRNA, 5.8S rRNA, LSU-rRNA). Bases 1 to 1539 code for a protein of 512 amino acids. The transcript has a single exon.
AUGAACAGCAAUAACAGAGUGCAGAAUGUUUCUGCAUGGCCAAACCGUAAAAGGCAAAGACAACUAAAAAGAAUGGAAGAUGAAUAUCAGGAUGCACGAGAGUCUGUUGAGAAGGCCGAAAUUUUAUUGACCGAAGAACAAGGUUUCAUUGAAGGCGAAGGUUUAGAAAAGACAUGGAGAUUCAGACAAGAUGAAAUUGUCAAGCAUGUCGAUGUUGCUUCUGCAAACAAAAGGUUUGAUCUCAAACUCUAUGACUAUGGCCCAUAUACCAUCGACUAUACCCGUAAUGGGCGUGACCUGCUUAUCUGCGGUAAAAAAGGACACAUUGCCUCAUUUGACUGGCAACUCGGCAGAUUGCAUACUGAAUUGCAUCUAAAUGAAACCACAAAUGCCGUCAAAUAUCUGCAAAACAACCAACUAUUUGCAGUUGCGCAAAAGAAAUAUGUUUUCAUUUAUGAUCACGAAGGUACUGAAGUUCAUAAGCUACAGCAGCACAUUGAUCCCACUCUGCUUGAAUUUUUGCCAUACCAUUACCUUUUGGUUUCAGCGGGGAAGUCGGGUUGGUUAAAAUACCAUGAUAUUUCUACCGGUGAAGUGGUGUCACAGUUAAGGACCAAAUUAGGACCUACAGUUUCUAUGAAACAAAACCCUUGGAACGCAGUCAUCCACGCUGGCCACUCGAAUGGGCAAGUCACAUUAUGGUCCCCAGCUAUGAGUACGCCAUUAGUUAAGUUGCAAGUUUGUAAUAGUACCGUUCGUGAUUUGGCUGUGACUAGAGAUGGCAGGUAUAUGGCUGCAUUGGGGGCUGAUAAAACGCUCAAAAUUUGGGAUAUCCGUAAAUUUGAGGAACUUGAUAGUUACAAAACUCCAACUCAAGGUAACUGUGUUGAUAUUUCUGAUACCGGUUUAAUAUCGGUUGGAUGGGGCCCGCAUGUUACAGUGUGGAAAGAUUGCUUCAAGACCCACCAAGCAAAUCCCUAUAUGAGUCAUUUGCUUCCUGGCUCGCAAGUGCAAAGUACGAAAUUUGUGCCAUUUGAAGAUAUUCUAGGUGUUGGACAUAACAAGGGAUUUUCUUCUUUGAUCAUCCCAGGUUCUGGUGAAUCUAAUUAUGACGCUCUUGAAAUCAAUCCAUACGAAACUACGAAGAUGAGAAGAGAAGGGGAAGUCAGGUCAUUGUUGAACAAGUUAAAGCCAGAUAUGAUAUCCUUAGAUCCUAAUGUGAUUGGUACUGUGGACAAAAGGAAGCCUCAAGAAAGAUUAACAAUGAAAGAACUAAGUGAGAAGGAAGAACAGGAAAAAGAAGAAGCGAAAGGGAAGGACGAGGUCGAAAAGUUCAUUAAACCUGAAACAAGCGCAAAGAACUCUGCAUUGCGUAAGUUCAAAAGAAAACAAAGAAAGAAUAUGGUCACUGAACGUACAAUGCGUGUUCAAAAGGCUCUAGAAAGAGAAAAAGAAUUGAGGAGACAAAAGCAAGAACUAGAGGACAAUAUUCAACUUAAAAAGGAUGAGCUUGAGAAUGCCUUUAAUAGAUUUAAGUAA